Molecule: messenger RNA, 1774 nt
Organism: Chaetomium strumarium
Lineage: Eukaryota; Fungi; Ascomycota; Sordariomycetes; Sordariales; Chaetomiaceae
Product: auxin efflux carrier
Exons: 2
Coding region: 291-1661 (456 amino acids)
Biological process (GO): transmembrane transport
Cellular component (GO): endoplasmic reticulum; membrane
Source: RefSeq, a predicted model, not a curated record
UUUGGGCGAUUCGAGCUCUUGGCCCGCGUCCCUGGAUUCUAAUUUCUGGGUCGACGUCAUUGCGGGACCAACCCACAACCUUGGAAUCCGACGACAACCUCUCAACCAGGGAACUGCGCGCGUGUGGCUUUUCUCAUUUUGGAGUUCUAGACCCGUGCUCUUGACAGAAUAAUAAGAGGGGCGUUGGACACCAACUUCAACGGGUUCCUGCAUUUGCAAUUUAAGGCCCGAAGAUCAUAACACAGAGGCCAGUUCACAACCCGAAAUCCGUCCCGAGUUCCAGAGAGAUCAUGGCCGAAACAGGGCUCCUGCGGUCGUUCCUGGCGGCCGUGCAGGCCAGCCUGUCGGUCCUGCUCGUCAUGUCUUACGGCGGCAUAGCAGCUCACUACAAGAUGAUCGACCGCCCGAACACGAAGGCUAUCUCCAAGAUAUGCGUGCGCAUGUUCCUGCCGGCGCUGCUGAUCACCAAACUGGGCGCCGAGCUCCGGGCCGAAUCCGCGCCUCGCUACGUCAGCAUCCUCGUGUGGGCCGUCAUCUGCCACGCCAUCUCGUUUCUGUUUGGCCUUCUGGGCCGCUUCGGCCUGGGCAUGCCCGACUGGGUGACCGUCGCGAUCCUCAUCAACAACACUACAAGCUACCCGCUCCUCCUCGUCACCGCCCUCGAGGACACGGGCAUCUUAGACCCGCUGCUGGGCUCGAACGAGAGCGCCAGGGACGCCAUCGAGAGGGCCAAGUCCUACUUCCUCGUCUUCUCGACCGUCUCCAACUGCAUUACCUUCGCCGUGGGUCCGCGCCUGAUCGAUUCCGAGCAUACGCCAGACGAGGACGAGCAAGAGGACAAGCCCGACGACGAUGCGACCAACGGGACGGAGCACGCGGACUCGCGAACCCCAGACGUGGAAGCCGCCAACGAGGAAACCCGACUACUGGAUUCCCACCUGCCGAACUCGGUCCACUCCCCGGCACCCUUACGUCGGAGCUCCUUCCUGCUGCCGUCCCACCCAAAAAAGGAAAAACCAGACAACCGCCGCCCGUGGUUCGUGCCGCGCAAGCGAUGGCACCAGCUCUCGCCGCGGGCCAAGUGGUGGCUGCUCUUCGCCGUCGACUUCUUCAACGCGCCGCUCGUGGGCGCCAUGCUCGGCGUCGUCAUCGGCAUGGUGCCCGCCUUCCACGCCGCCUUCUUCAACAGCUCCGACGAAGGGGGCAUCUUCACCGCCUGGCUGACCGCCUCGCUCAAGACCGUCGGCGGCCUGUUUGUCUCGCUGCCCGUCGUCGUGGCGGGCGUCACGCUGUUCUGCUCGACCCGCGAGGCGAGGCGGAACCACGAACGGAUUGUCUCCAACCUGCCGUGGGCCACGCUGGGUUAUGUCCUGUUCGUGCGCUUCAUCGCCUGGCCCGCGCUCUCCAUCGGCUCCAUCUACGUCCUGGCCACCAGGACCAGCCUGCUCGGCUCCGACCCGGUGCUCUGGUUCUGCCUGAUGGUGAUGCCCGCCGGGCCGAGCGCCAUGAAGUUGAUCACCCUUGUCCAGGUGGCGGAGGGGUCGAAGGACGAUGAGUCCCAUAUUGUUAGACUGCUCACGAUAUCCUACAUCAUCUCGCCCGUGCUCUCCCUUACUGUUGCUGGUAGCUUGCUCGCUAGUCAGGCUGCUAUUCAGAGGUGACCGAGGCAGGUAUCACGGCUGCUACUGAUGGUUUCGCUUCGAAUAAUCUCAAAAGCGACAGCUCGUCGGGUGACUACAGGUUCUAGCUUUCCGGCCCUGUUCCUGGCCUAUUA